AUGUCUGGGGAAAGUGUGUCCUCUGGUAGAUCCCGCCUCCAUGCCUUCUAUCGAAGCACGCUCUUCCUCUUCAACGCCAUCAUCGUCGGUCUGGUCAGCUUCAUACAGCCAGGCAUACGGACCGCCCUGUCAAGCCUGGGAGCCGGCGGCCCCGCCACCCCCUUCUUCGUCAACGCCUCCAACGUGAUCACCUUCGUCAACGCCUCCAACGUGAUCACCUUCGGCAUCAUGGUCUUCAUGAGCCCCGUCUUCGCGGUGUUGAGUAACCGCUGGAGUCUGAAAUGGGUCCUCGUCAUCGGCACCCUGGGCUAUACUCCUUACUCGGCGUCGUUGUAUGUGAAUAGCGUGUAUGGGACGCAGGGAUUCAUGCUUUUUGGGGCUGCGACUUGUGGGGUUUCUGCUGGGUAUCCGGUUCCAUCCUAUCCUAUCCUAGAUCUCUACUUCCUUCCUUACCAAACUCAUCCAUCCACCUAA
Messenger RNA from Aspergillus heteromorphus CBS 117.55, 474 nucleotides. RefSeq lists its product as uncharacterized. The transcript is spliced from 3 exons. NCBI's taxonomy places the organism in Eukaryota, Fungi, Ascomycota, Eurotiomycetes, Eurotiales, Aspergillaceae. The record is from RefSeq and is a predicted model, not a curated record. Bases 1 to 474 code for a protein of 157 amino acids.